CCUCUAAAGGAAGAACAGAAAACACUGAAUUACUCAGUCUGGUAUACACACACAUGCUGACACCAAAAAAGAAAAGAGCACUUCCAUGAUGAGAAAAGCUAAUAUCCCUCAAGUCGAAUCUGGGAUGAAGAGUUCUGCUCGUAAUAUGAAUGCACAGAGCACUAAGGGACAGGGCAGCCAUGGGACAGAACGAGCAAAAUCCAUUCCAACAAUUGCCUUUGGCAUGAAAACCUCCAGGUCAACCAAUUCUCUAGCGUUCGAGUCACGGCUGAGCAGGCUGAAAAGAGCAAGUAGCGAUGACAUGCUCACAAAGCCAGUGGGCAUUACAGCUGCCACCACCUCCAGACUGAAGAAGACCAUUACUACAGGCGCCAUCUCAGAGCUGUCUGAGAGCAAGUACAGGAGCACCACAGGUGGGGCCACAGCUAUAAGGAGGACUGGUAUACCAACUCCCCGGGAACUGCCAACUCCAAUAGCAAGAGAUAGGACAAAUCUACGUCCUCCAACCACUACUACAGCAAAAAAAACACUACCAUCUCCUACAUCUCCCAGUGGCUCUACACCUGCAAAGAACAUCCGUGCUUCCCCUAAACCUAAACAUGACGAUGAAUCUAACAGCCCUUUUGUGUUGGAAUCACAAGUUAGGGAGCUGUUGGCUGAAGCAAAAACAAAAGAUUCUGAGAUUAGCAAACUACGGUGUGAACUGCUGAAGUGCAAAGACAAGGAAUGUCCAAGCCCUGACAUCCCAGUCUCACUGGAAGCAUCCACAGAGAUUCAGCUAACAGAAGGUAAAGACCUUGAAGUAUUGUUAAAGACCUUUCAGGGCAAGAACCUGUCUUUACAGAAGAAGCUUGUUUUUUUGCAACAAGAAAAUGAAGACUUAAAGCAGAAACUGCACAGCUUAGAGCAGUCACCACUUUCAGAUACUAUAAGCAGCAAUGGAACUGAUAGCAGUAUCAUAUCACCUUCCACCCAAGCGACAAGCACUGGGAGCAGGAUGAAGAGCCCAUUGACAGAGCCUGAGAACAACCAGUUGCUUGCAGGACGACAUGGCCUUCCUAUAUCUGGUUCAUCAAGCAGUGAUGUCACUAAAGCCUCCCUUUCUCCUGACUCUGAUUUUGAGCAUUUAGCUGAUAUGCCUUCCAGACCAGGGUCAACUGGAAGUAUUCCAUGCCAAGGCUCCAAAUGUUCAACUAGCGGUAGCUCCCCAAAUAACAUUAGUGAUCUCUCUGUAGCCUCAUUGACUGAAAAAAUACAUAAGAUGGAAGAAAACCAGCAUAGUACUGCAGAAGAACUUCAAGCAACACUACAGGAACUCUCUGAUCAAAAUCUAGUGGUACAGGAGCUAACAUUAGAAAGUGAAAAGCUUGUGGAAGAAAAGGCUUUUUUGGAAACCUCGCUACAGCAGCAAAGGCAAAGGGCAGAUCAGCUAAUGCAGGAAAAUGAGAAGUUCAAGGCCCGUCUUCAAGACAGGGCAAAGACAGAGGAAACCCAGGUUCAAAGCAAACUGACAGAGGUAGAAAAGAAAUACUCAGAGCUUGUAGAAAAGUCUCAGUUUGAAAGGGAAAAAUUGCUUAACAUUCAGCAACAACUAACAAGUAGCUUGAGAAGCCUUGAAAAAGAACACCAAGAGGCUCAAGUGAUGAUUAAAAGAUUAAAAGAAGAAACUGGAAAAUUGCAAAGUCUCCUGGAAACUGAGAGGAAAGAGAAAACUGGCAUAGCCAAGACAGUAGAAAAUCUAAGUGUCACCAUUGAAGGUCUUAAAAUUGAAGGCAGCUGUUUGAAGUCUCAACUGGAAGGUGAGCGCCAUAAAGUGGCUGAAAUUACAGCUAUGGGAAACACCCCCGAGAACUGUGAGGUUCAAGAAAUGCUGAAUUCUUCUCACAAGGAGAAAGAACUUCUAGAACUGACAUGUUCUGAACUUCGUCAAGAGCUUUUAAGAGCCAACAGUGAAGUCAAGCAGCUACAGUGUCUUCUGGCUAAGGUAGAAACUGAGUGUCAUGACCUGAAGCAACUGGGAGACCAGAGAGAGGAAGAACUAAAAUGUGCAAAUCUGAAGCUUCAGGAGAAGAAUAUCGAGAGAGACACGGAAAUCAAGGACAUGAAGGAAACUAUUUUUGAGCUGGAGGAUCAAGUGGAGCAGCAUCGUGCUGUCAAACUCCAUAACAACCAACUCAUCAGUGAUCUGGAAAACAAAGUUGACAAACUGGAAGAACAAAAACAAGAUCUGGAGAGACAACUAAAAAUCCUUAGCAGGCAGAUGAAGGAGGAAGCUGAAGAAUGGAAGCGAUUUCAAGCCGAUUUACAGACAGCAGUGGUGGUUGCCAACGACAUUAAAUGUGAAACUCAGCAGGAGCUGCGUGCUGUGAAACGGAGGCUGCAAGAGGAGGAAGAGAGGAGCGCCCGGCUUCAUCAAGAGCUGGAAGACAUGGAGGGCAGCAGGAAGGUAUUAUGUGAAGAUGGUCCUAUAGAUGGAGAUAAUGCUAUCCGAUGGCAGAGUCUUGGGCCAAACCAAAUAUCAAACUCUUCUAGUGAACCUCCAGCUACAGUCAAAUCCUUAAUCAAAUCCUUUGACACGGCUCCCCAAGGUGGUGGGAGUCCUAACGUUGCUGUGCAGACUGCCCCCCGCAGCCCUCUGAGCGGGAUACCAGUGAGAUCAACUCCGGCUCUUGCUGUAUUGCCCAUGCAGCGGCUCUCUGCUUCCAGCCCUUUGAAGAUCCCAAGUAAAGAUUCGGAGAAGCAAUUAGAUUUUACAGAUAAACAUAACGGGCAAAGAGAUGAGCUUACUCCCGACCGUUUCCCCCGCAAGAGCCCCUCCUUGGAGUCUCUCAAUACUGCAUUGGGCUUUGGGUCAAGAACGUCUUCACCCUUUGCAAUGGACCCUGUGUCACCUCAGAGCAAACUCAGUGCGGAAAGGAAAGAUCCCUUAGGUGCCUUAGCCAGAGAAUAUGGAGGCUCCAAAAGAAAUGCUUUGCUCAAGUGGUGCCAGAAAAAAACUGAGGGCUAUUCGAAUAUCGAUAUAACAAACUUCAGCAGCAGUUGGAGCGAUGGCUUGGCCUUCUGUGCCCUUCUCCACACUUAUCUGCCAGCUCAUAUACCAUACCACGAGCUCAACAGCCAAGACAAGCAGAGGAAUCUAAAAUUGGCAUUUCAAGCUGCUGAAAGUAUAGGAAUAAAGGCCAGUCUGGACCUGAAUGAAUUGAUGUUCACAGACCGUCCUGAUUGGCAGAGUGUGAUGAACUACGUGUCUCAGAUCUACAAGUAUUUUGAGACUUAAAGGAAUGAUUGUGAAAGGGUGAUCACUACAAAGGAAGCACACAUUCACUUUAUUGACCAGGUUCUAGCCAGUAUACACAAAUCUUCCUAUUACUGGACCUGGCUUCGUCAAUGGAACUUUCCUGUUCACUGUCAUUAAAUGUUGGUGGCAUGUGCCACAAUAAGGCAUGCAGCAUCCCAGUCUCCAUGCCGAUGGCUUGGAGUUUGUAAUGCCACUAUCCAUAUCUUCCCUCCUGUAUGUGCCAUAUAUAAUCCAGUACUGCCACCGUAUGUCCAGUUGAAUGUGCAGUA
Molecule: messenger RNA, 3567 nt
Organism: Nanorana parkeri
Lineage: Eukaryota; Metazoa; Chordata; Amphibia; Anura; Dicroglossidae
Gene: SPECC1
Product: sperm antigen with calponin homology and coiled-coil domains 1
Exons: 15
Coding region: 86-3277 (1063 amino acids)
Biological process (GO): actin cytoskeleton organization
Cellular component (GO): microtubule organizing center; filamentous actin
Molecular function (GO): protein binding
Source: RefSeq, a predicted model, not a curated record